AUGGACCGUCGUAUCAAAUGCGUUCGCUCGGAGGACUUGAGUGUCCUCUAUUGGGCGCCGGAGUUCUACCGAAACUACACCGCUCUACUCCAACACCUGGGCGUGAAGGCGUCCACGGUGGAGCUGCCCUAUGUGAUCCACAGCAACGUGCACGGCAGCAGUGAGUUCUAUGUGCAGCCCGGCACCUCCAGUGGCCUGCAUGAGAUCUUAAAGCCCAGCCUGGAGCACCGUUAUCCGCACGACUUCCAGCGUUACGACUGGAUGAUCUCCUGCAUCGGAAGCAUCAACUCCUUCUUCCGCUGGGGCUCCCAGCGACCCUCCUUCUACACCACGAACCAGGUGACACUGCUGCCCUUCUUGUGCCCCUUCAACUACGUCGGGCUCAAGACGGCGGCGGUGCGGAUCUUUGGAUGCUCCGAGGAGUUCUGGGAGAACGUCAUCAAGCCCUUCCAUGGCUUGAAUCUGAGCACCGUCCAUAUUGAUGACGUGCCAGGGACGGCCUUUGAGACCUUGGACGCCAUCUCGCCGCUGCGUUCCUCCCGCAGCAGUAUGACCUGGAACCUCGGCAACUCGCAGGAAGUCUUCCAAAGGGCCACUGCGAAAUGCUCUGUGAAGCUGGGUUGCCGCGUCAGGCAGAUCAACUUCCUCCAAGAGAAGGGCUGCCCUCAGCAGGUCGUGGUGGACGAUCAGGGUCACUCAGAGACCUUCGACCGAGUAGUCUUGGCGUGUCCCGCCACCACGUCUGCAAACCUCCUACGCCCGGCGAACUGGAUCGAAUGGAGCUUGUUGCAAGGCGUGGAGUACCACGACGAGGAUUGGUUGGAUGUACCUGUGCAUCAAGACGCCAGUUGCCUGCCUAUGAAGCAUCAUCAGUCUUUACUGGAACGUGCGGCCUUUCUGAUCGAUGUGGACGCCGAUGGCCGCGCGGGCGGCGGAGUCAACGUCGAGUAUACGCAUAACCUGGGAGCCUUCAGCCCUUCCGCCCGAUCCCUUGGGGUGGCGCCAGCGGAUUGUCCCAUGUUCAUGACGCAAUGCUUGCACCACACCCGGCGGCUCGAUCCAUCCAAAGAAGUGCAGCGCUUCAGUGCUCCGCGCGGGCAUCCUUGCCUCUCGACGCACAACAUGAUCAUCACACAGAUGCUACACCUGGUGCAGGGCCGCAGGGGCCUCUACUGUUCCAACUGGACCUCACCGGGCAACGGCCACGACUUGGCGUGCACGUCAGGGCUGGCGGUGGCGAGCGCCAUUGGCGCUCAAUAUCCACUGCAGGAAGAGUUUCGUUCAAGGAUCGAAUCAUGGGAAGGCCAGACGCCUCUGGAGCAGAAAAGCCAGCCCCAAGCGCCGGAGCCGGAGGCCGAGGACGCCGACCCCGAGCCGCAGAGCACCCGGCUGAAGCCGGAGCACCCGGGGCAUGACUCGGCAGCGCCUCAGAGCACGAUGCCGGAUCCCCCCCCCAUCCAUCCGUAUUUUGUGGAGGUCUUCCGUGGCAUGGGACAGGUGGUGUUCUGCAACAGUAGCCUCUCGGGCGUCUUCAUCGCUGGAGCUUUGAUGCUUGGCGAUCCACAGACCGGCGUCAUGGCGCUGCUAGGCUGCAGCUCGGCCACUCUGCUGGCGCGUUCGGUGGGCUUGGAGAGGGGCUUCGUGAGCGAUGGCCUGGCAGGCUACAACGGCGCCCUGGUGGGUUGCGCCUUGUCGGUCUUUCAACCAGCACUGCCGCUGAUGCCGGCGGCCUUGGGUGCGCUGGGACCCUUUAGCUCCGGUGCACUGGGGGACUUGCUUCUGACGCUGCUCGUGGGCGGGCUCUCAGCUCCGGUGGCAGCGAAGCUAGGGCCUCUGAUGGCACCAGUGCCGCAGUGGACCGUGGUCUUCAAUGUGUUGGCUCUCACCGUCCUUAGUGGCUGCGCCGCGAUCAAAUAUCUCUCAAGCCCGCAGAGCCCCAGCAAGCCUCGCAAGCCCAAGCAGCCCAAGCAGAGGGAUUUGAUCCGCCUCAUCAAGGAGCAUCCAAGCCAUUUCAUCGGCGACUUGAUCGAGGCGAUGAUGGUGAGCGUCUCACAGAUCUUCGUGGUCAAUAGCCCCCUCACAGGACUUCUGAUCACGGUGGGGAUCUUCUGCUACUCCCCAGCCGCCGCCGGGCUCACACUUGGUGGUGCCAUGCUGGGGAAUCUGUCUGCCUUGAUCUCGGGCAUUGACUAUGACCAGGUGAUGGAAGGCUUAUGGGGCUACAAUGCUGCCCUGUCCAGCCUCGCAGUAGGGAUCUUUUUCGUCCCCAGGGGUCUGCCCUAUGCGGGCCUGGUAGCUGCAGGCGCCGUGGGCUCCACGAUGGUCACAGUGGCAGUGAAGCAGCUGAUGGACCUGGCGGAUCUGCCCUGCAUGACGGUGCCCUUCUGCUUGAUGGCGUCUGCCUGCUUCCUCCUGGGCGGACGUGUGCCGGGACUGGUGCAUGCCAAGGCUCCUCACUCACCUGAAGUGAAUUUGCACGCCUAUCGCGCUUUCUGA
This is a messenger RNA of Durusdinium trenchii, 2496 nucleotides long. Lineage: Eukaryota; Dinophyceae; Suessiales; Symbiodiniaceae. The record is from the annotation of a GenBank genome assembly.